CACACUGCUUUAGAACAAAAAAUUAAAAAAAUUUACUCAAAAAAACUCUCAAAAAAGCAACAAGUUGCAUUAUUUGUGCACUAAAAUUGAUUAAAAUUCCAUUAGGAAUACAUUUGGCAGCUGCUACAAAGCGAAAACAGCAACAAAGUUAUGCAGUUCGCAGCUGAUGGGGAAACAGCUGCUAGAGCAGAAAAAACGUUUCACCGGCCGCAAAAAUUAUAACACUUCGGAAAUCACAGACGACUCUGCAGUAUUUUAUUUCGACUCCCUGCCCUUUUAGGGGCUUCUGAGAUUCCAAUUGAGACUUGAUGACGAAAUGGCAGCAAAGGAAUCUUUCCGCGACAGGCAGACCCAGGAGCUGGAGGUCAUAAAGGCCAUAUUCGGUGCGGAUGUUGAGGAUCUGCGGCCACAGAGCGAUCCCAACCAAUGGAAACCCACGGACAUCAAGAUCCUGCUGUCGCCGCUGCGGGACUCGUCCAAUGGUCAGCCGCAGGCCUAUGUCUGCACCAAACUGCAUGUAACAUGUCCCUCCAAAUACCCAAAAAUCACACCAAAAAUCGCCCUGGAAGAGUCCAAGGGGAUGUCGGAUCAGCUGCUGGACGCGCUGCGUGGCCAGCUGAAGGCCCAAUCGGAGGAGCUGCGUGGCGAAGUGAUGAUCUACGAGCUGGCACAGACCGUGCAGGCCUUUCUCCUGCAGCACAAUAAGCCGCCCAAGGGUUCGUUCUACGAUCAAAUGCUGCAGGACAAACAGAAGCGGGAACAGGAGCUGCUGGACAUAAAGAUACAAAAAGAGACGCUCGAGCGGCAGACGCUCAUCGAUGAGGUGGAGCGCCGCAAGGAAAUGUUCAAAACGGAGGCCAAGCGGCGUGGAGAACCGCGUCGCAGCAUGAGCGAGUCGAACAAUCGACAUGCCAGCUCAUCGGAGAGUUCGGAAAACUCCUCGCCCUACUACCGUGGCCACAUUUAUCCGAACAAGUGCCUGGACCAUCGCAGCACAGAGACACUGUACUUCCACAAGGUGGGCCGGCAAAUUCAGCGCGGCUGCUGUUUGGGUCAUUCGCAGCGCGGUUUUAUUGCCUAUGUGGGCAUCGAUAUGCACUGCGGCCAGCUGCUGUACAUCACGGAGUGGAACAUCAAGUACGCGCAGAUCGAGCAGCCGUGCAGCGGCAGCGGCAAGUGCCACUGGGGCAACGAGCCCAAGUGCUUGGGGAAUCACCGCGUCGACGAUGUGAUUGCCUCCAUCGAGAAGCAGGUGGCCACACUGUCCCAGCUGCAGCACAAGAACCUCAUCCAGUACGAGUGCGUGCUGUGCAUAAAGCGGAAGGAGGGACUCCUCGUCUAUCUGGUGCAGGAUUUCCUCCUGGGUGCGAGUGUCUUUAGCAUCUCCUCCUCGCUGGGCUGGUGCAUGGACGGGGCGCGCAUGGUGGCCCGCGGCGUGCUGGAUGCCCUCGUGUUCCUCCACAACAAAGGCGUCUGUCACAGCCAUCUGCUGGACAGCACAGUCUUCAUGGACAAUACGGGAACGGUGCGCUGCACGGACUUCUCGGUGGUUCCAAAUCUUCUAGAGCUAAUUGGAGGCGCCGGGCAGAGCAGCAGUCAGGGGGAUUUGCCAGCAUUGGGUGCCCUGGUCGAGGCACUGAUGCCAACGAAUAGCUACGAGAUGCGUGACUUUGUGGACAAAUGCAAUUCAGAUCGCACGCUCUCCGCCUCGGAGCUGCUAGAACAUCCCUUUCUGCGCUUCUAUGUGGACAAUGGCCAGCAACAGCAGCAGCAACAGCUGUUGCCACAGCAAAGGAACUCCAUUCCUGCACAGCGCACGGGGCCGCCCAUGCCCUACCAAAUACCCACACUGGCACUGAGCCAAUCCCGCCUGCGAACCGAGUUCGAGGUGCUCAUGUAUCUGGGCAAAGGUGCCUUCGGGGAUGUCCUAAAGGUGCGCAACAUCCUGGACAACAGGGAGUAUGCCAUUAAGCGCAUUCCGCUGCCCGCCAGAAGUCGCCAACUGUACAAAAAGAUGACCCGCGAAGUGGAGCUACUCUCCCGCCUAAAUCACGAGAAUGUGGUGCGUUACUUCAACAGUUGGAUCGAGAGCGUGAACGAUGCCGAUGCAGCGGAAAUGGACAAACUGCUCGGCGGCGAGUGGUCACAGAGUCAGCAGGAACUGAGCGUGAAGCCAGCGAAAUCCCCGCAGCUGGGCAUCACAGUCGAAGAGGAUGAGGAGGAGGACAGUUCGUCGAGCAUGUGGAAUGCUUACAUACCCACCGUGGAGGAUUCCGAUUCGGAUGAUGGCAUUGAGUUUGUGGACUCAGAUGGUCAGGUGGCUGUCUACGACAAUGACGAGGACAACGACGAUGAUGACUCCACCAGGGGCAGAGCCCACUCGCCGCGUCCCUUAAUGCAAGUGAUGUACAUCCAAAUGGAGUUCUGUGAGAAGUGCACAUUGCGCACCGCCAUCGAUGACAAUUUAUUUGAGAACACAGAUCGCUUGUGGCGUUUGUUUCGGGAGAUUGCUGAGGGCCUUUCCCACAUCCAUCAGCAGGGCAUCAUCCAUCGUGACCUGAAGCCUGUGAAUAUCUUCUUGGAUUCCCAUGAUCAAAUCAAAAUUGGAGACUUUGGACUAGCCACCACAAGUUUCCUGGCCCUGCAGGCCCACGAGUAUCCCUUGCCGGCACAGCCGGCGCACAUAACCAGCACAGAGGAUGGCACGGGCACCGGGAAAGUGGGCACCGCACUGUAUGUGGCACCCGAGCUGACGGGCAAUGCCUCCAAGUCGGUGUACAAUCAGAAAGUGGACAUGUACACGCUGGGCAUUAUUCUGUUUGAGAUGUGCCAGCCGCCCUUUGACACGAGCAUGGAGCGAACGCAGACCAUAAUGGCACUGAGGAAUGUCUGCAUAACGAUACCCGAGAGCAUGCUGAAAGAUGUCAAAUACGAGAAGACCGUAAAGAUGCUUCGCUGGCUGCUGAACCACGAUCCCGCACAGCGGCCCACAGCAGAGGAGCUGCUCAUCUCGGACCUCGUGCCGCCUGCGGAGCUGGAGGCCAAUGAGCUGCAGGAAAUGCUGCGCCAUGCCUUGGCCAAUCCCCAGAGCAAAGCCUACAAGAAUCUGGUGGCUCGCUGCCUGCAGCAGGAGAGCGAUGAGGUGCUCGAGCACACCUACCAUUUGGGCAGCAGUCGGGCCAUGAAAUCCUGGAACUCGGCCAUCGUCAUCGACGACAUUGUGUCCCUCAAUCCGGUCUUUGAGUUUGUCAAGGCCAAAGUCGUGAAUCUCUUCCGCAAGCACGGAGCCAUCGAAGUGGAUUCGCCGCUGCUGUCGCCGCUUUCCUCGCGCAACUGCAGUGCCAGCGCCAAUGCCAAUGCCGUGCACCUGAUGACCCACUCCGGCUGCGUUGUGGUCCUGCCCUGCGAUCUGCGGACCCAGUUUGCCCGCCAUGUCACCAUGAAUGGAGUGAAUCUCAUUCGUCGCUAUUGCGUAGAUCGUGUGUACCGUGAGGAGCGCGUCUUCAACUUCCACCCGAAGCAGAACUACGAGUGCUCCUUCGACAUCAUCACACCCUCCGCUGGCAGCCAUCUGGUGGAUGCGGAACUGCUCUCCCUGGCCUUUGAGAUCACCAGCGAACUGCCGCGCCUGCGCGAACGCAACAUUGCCAUCCGCAUGAACCACACGAAUUUACUGAGGGCCAUUCUCAUUUUCUGCAACGUUCCCAAAUCUCAAUACGGUGCCCUGUUCGAGGGAACCAUGGACUUUAUUGAGUCUCGCAUCUCACGCUUUCAGUUCCACUCCAGCAUUACGGUCAUCAUGGAGAAGUCGCGCACCUCGGCCCAGACCCUGAUGGACAUGCUGUUGGCCAACUUUCUGCUGACGGGCUCACGCAGCAGCGUGGAUGAGUCCGCGCUGAAGUCGCUGAUGCGUGGCAAGGGCGAGGCGGCAUCUCUGGCGCGUGGCGCACUGCGCGAACUGGAGACUGUGGUCGAACUGGCGUACAGUCUGGGCGUAACCUGUCCCAUUCACAUUUGGGCUGGAUUGCCCAUCAGCUUUGAGCGCGCUAGCAGCGGUGGCAUCGUGUGGCAAAUGACGGCUGACCUGAAGCCCAAUCGUUCGGGCAAUCCCUCCGUGCUGGCGGUGGGCGAGCGCUACGAUGCCAUGCUCCAUGAGUUCCAGCGGCAGGCGCAGAGCUACAAUCAAACGCUGCCACCGCGUGGUGUGCUCAGUGGCGCGGGAUUAUCCUUCUCUCUCGACAAGCUGGUGGCUGCAGUGGGUGUGGAGUAUGCCAAGGAUUGCCGUGCCAUCGAUGUGGGCAUCUGUGUGUGCGGCACACGGCCACCGCUCAAGGAUGUGACGUACAUCAUGCGCCUGCUCUGGUCGGUGGGCAUCAGAUGCGGCAUUGUGGAAACGGCCAGCGGUGCCGGCGAUGAAGCACAGGAUUUGGCGCGACUGGGAGCGCUGCAUGUCAUCCUGGUGGCAGAGAACGGCUCGCUGCGGGUGCGCUCCUUCGAAAGAGAGCGCUUCCAGGAGCGACAUGUGAACAGGGCAGAACUGGUGGACUUUAUACAAAAACUGCUGCGGGCAGAGACUGCGAAUGGCGCAUCGGUGGACUACUCGGCCAGUCAGCUGUCCAACCUGAGCACUGGCGGUGGCAGCAGCAGUGGCAGAGAUCGUGGCGGUGGCGAUGGGAAUGGCUUGAGCACCUCCGCCUCGAAUGUGUCGAUCAAGAACAGCUACAGCCAGCUGCCCAAUGUCCAGGUUACGUUCCUCACGCACGACAAACCUACGGCAAACUACAAGCGGCGUCUGGAGAACCAGGUGGCCCAGCAGAUGGGCUCCACGCUGGCUCAGUUCAUGAAGAAGGAGUCGUUUGUGGUGCUGGUUGUAGAGCUGCCACCGGCGGUGGUGAAUGCCUUUGUGGGUGCCAUAAAUCCGCGCGAAAUACGCAAGAAAGAGACUGAACAGGAAUUUAAUUUUGUUAUCGAAAGAUUUCCAAAAUACAAACGUUAUAUAACGGAGAUACAUGACGAAGUUGUGGACUAUCUGAGCGAUGCCAAGACACCAAUUGUUGCCUUGUACAGCAUAUCCGAUUCCUACUAUCGUGUGAUUAUUUGAGCACCCAAAGGAACGGAGCGAAAGGAAAGGAUUACCUAGUAAUACCUGCUUAAAUUAGUUUUAAAAAAACAAUAUUCUAAUUGGCCAAAAUUCAACUUAAAUUGAUACAAGAGGCUGUGUGCUGCGAUGCCAUCUAAAUUCAUUUCGUUUCGACUUUACUUCGUUUCAAGAGUAAGAUUUUUCUUUUCCUUUGCCCCACGAGAUUGUUCCAAGAAUAAGUACCAAAAAAAAAAGCGAAUUCCUAUCCCGCAUAUAACUAAAUUUUAAGAUAUAUAAUUUACUUGUACUGAUUGUCCAACAUAUACACAUUUAAGUAGCAAAACUUGAUGCCUGGCAGCAAAGAGAUUGUGUCCCACAUUCAUUCAGGGGAUUAUUAUUUCAUCUAAUAUAUUUUAUAUACGUUUUAAA
Messenger RNA from Drosophila guanche, 5509 nucleotides. RefSeq names its product eIF-2-alpha kinase GCN2 (gene Gcn2). The transcript is spliced from 10 exons. The coding region runs from base 317 to 5101 and encodes 1594 amino acids. Gene Ontology annotation, cellular component: cytosol. Gene Ontology annotation, molecular function: protein binding; ATP binding; eukaryotic translation initiation factor 2alpha kinase activity. Lineage: Eukaryota; Metazoa; Arthropoda; Insecta; Diptera; Drosophilidae. The record is from RefSeq and is a predicted model, not a curated record. Gene Ontology annotation, biological process: regulation of translational initiation by eIF2 alpha phosphorylation; DNA damage checkpoint signaling.